GCAUCCUAGUUUCCGAACCUUUUGUGGAACGUUAUCAAAAAAUACCUGCUUACGAUAACGUUUAUUAGUAAAUAAUAAAAAAAACGAUCGUGUUUCGUGUUCGUUUUUGCACAACUGUUAAUAGUGUACGCUAAUUUGGACAUUAUUCGACUUGAACAUAAGAGCGUGUUUGGUGUAAGUUUUGUACUGUGCGCGAAACCAGAUGAUCGACAAUCAGCUGUUCUUCGUUGACAGUUGUGAAAAAAGAUGGCGACCGUCUGAUUGUUCACAAACAAAGAAUACGUAUUAACUGAAGUGAUUACCUUCAAGCAAAAAGUGAUUUUAAUAGUUUUUAUUGCAUAAAGGACCAUUUCGACGAUAGAAUCAAAAUGCUUGAUUUGGAAAUAGCCCCUGAACGUUCCUUAGGCUGCGAACACUGGGAAUUUGUGUUGGGAAUGCAUUUUUCACAGUCAGUUGCAAUUAUUCAAUCCCAAGUAGGCAUUAUCAAAGGUGUUCAAGUUCUUUACAAUGACAGUAAUCCUCUCGACGUAGAUCUUGUAAUAAAUUUACCCCAGGAUGGUAUACGGUUAUUUUUUGAUCCAGUAGCUCAAAGGUUAAAAGUAAUAGAAAUUUGCAAUAUGAAGUCAGUAAAGUUGAAGUAUUGCGGGUCUUAUUUCAACUCCCCCGAAGUACUGCCAUCUAUUGAGCAAAUAGAGCAUUCAUUUGGAGCCACCCAUCCUGGCGUUUAUGAUGCCGAGAAGCAACUGUUUGCGUUAAAUUUUAGGGGGGUUUCCUUUUACUUUCCAGUAGAGUCCAAGUUUAAAACAGGCAACGCCCACAAUAUAGGGUCAUUGCAUUUUCCUCCCGGCAGUUCUCCGUUAGUUUCGCGCAUGUCAAUUUAUUGUGGCCCUAAUGUAGAACAGGCGACUGCUCCGGAACUUCCCUUAUCUUGUUAUUAUGGUCAGUUGUAUUUGAAGAAACUUGAAGUUAUUCGAGAAGACAAUUACACAAAAGGAAUUAAACUCAAUGUUACCGCAGGUGGAAACGCUCGCAGGGUCGAGUCAACAAAGUUGGUCUUUGAGAGAGAAGUAUUGUUAGGUCAUUCAGCGCAGGAUGUCGCUUCUAAUCUGGGUGCCCCUUCCAAAAUUUUUUAUAAGAGCGAGGAUAAGAUGCGAAUUCACAGCUCCAAUGCUCAUCGUCGUGUGGCGCAGAGAAGAAGUGACUAUUUCUUCAAUUAUUUCACUCUUGGCAUUGAUGUCCUCUUUGACGCCAGGGCACAUGUAGUUAAAAAGAUAGUCUUGCAUACCAAUUAUCCUGGACAUUAUAACUUUAACAUGUAUCAUCGAUGUGAAUUUCGUUUACCAAUCGAUGGACUCGAGAUUACUGCCUACUCACGCUGGGAAGAACUUUGUAAGCAGCUGACUCCUAGUGAACGACCAGUGGUACUAAACAGGGCCAGCUCCACUAAUACAACAAACCCUUUCGGGAGCACCUUCUGUUAUGGAUAUCAGGACAUUAUUUUUGAGGUCAUGCCCAAUAAUUAUAUAGCGUCAGUUACAAUGUAUGGGGACGGACGACCGUAUGAAACGUCAGAACAUGCGUGACAGAAACUCUCGGCCACUUACCUCAUUCUUUCAAACAGGUACUGGCAACCGUAAUGUAAUACUAAGUAAUUAUUGACGGAUUUAAAAAAUAAGUUGUACACCCAUAAUGUGUGUUCUCAUUAGCACAGUAGUGGUAAAUGUAUGUUUAUACUUUUUUGAGUGUACAUCGUCAAAAGGAAAAAAAUAUGUUAAAAUGUACUUGAAAAUGUUACAAAAAAUAUUUUGUAAGUAUUGUUUGCUUUUUGGUGAGGACUUCAGUUAUAGAAAAUGGACGAAAGAAUCCCAAAUAACGCAGAAAAAAUUGAACGAAAACAAAUUAUUAAUCUAUGUUAUUUUUACACUUAAAAUUAGGUCUCUUAGGUAAUAUGUGAUGAAGUAUUUUUAAAAAAUACAAUAGUGAACCGUUUUUUCUAAAGCUGUCACUGUAUUGUUGGAUUUAAUCCAAAAACAUGACAGCAGUUGCAAUAUAGGUUUUAUCAUCAUACUUGCAAAAAAAUUGCAAGAUGGAAAUAGUCAAUAUGUGCAGAAAACAAAAAUCAAAGCUAUAGUGUGAUUGUUGCAGAUGUUUUGUCAAGGAAAAUUAUUAUAAGAAUGCCAUUUUUUUUAUUUAUACUAAUUUAUUUUUAUUUUAAGUAUAAAACAUGUUUCACCGUUCAAUUAAUGAAUAAAAAAAUAGACUAGUUAAAUAUUUAGUUAAUUUGUAAAUUUCAUUGUGUUACUUUUACGUUGUGUACCGUGCAUGCAGGCAUUAAGUUCGAUCUCACAUGUUAAGUUGUACAUAUACUAUUCUUAUCUAAUUUAUAAAAAAUAAUUUUUACCUUUUUUGAUUUUAAGAAAAUAAACCAUUUUACUAUCCUAAAGAUUUC
Agrilus planipennis (emerald ash borer) is the source of this 2449-nucleotide messenger RNA. Its product is annotated as UPF0183 protein CG7083. Gene Ontology annotation, biological process: Golgi to plasma membrane protein transport. The record is from RefSeq and is a predicted model, not a curated record. Gene Ontology annotation, cellular component: trans-Golgi network. NCBI's taxonomy places the organism in Eukaryota, Metazoa, Arthropoda, Insecta, Coleoptera, Buprestidae. The transcript has 8 exons. The coding region runs from base 369 to 1583 and encodes 404 amino acids.